Messenger RNA from Tetranychus urticae (two-spotted spider mite), 1882 nucleotides. The record is from RefSeq and is a predicted model, not a curated record. Lineage: Eukaryota; Metazoa; Arthropoda; Arachnida; Trombidiformes; Tetranychidae.
AUGUUUAGAACCUCAUCGAUAAUAUACAGUGUUAUAUUAAACCAUAUAAAUUUCCCACAGCUUGUGCGAAGCCUUAAUGAAUCAUUAGCUGCUCGAAAUUCAAAAAAAGGACGAGAUCAUCUAAUGUGGAUGCUUCUUCAAUAUAUUUCUGGUUCCAUUCAGAAGACUCCUCUAACAGAUUUCUUACCAUUCUUCAAACUUCAUGAUCUACUCUACCCUGAAAAGGAUCCUCUUCCUGUUCCCGAUAUAACUAAACCUAUCUGCACUCAUACUUUCGCGAUCAGUUCCAUUUGGACUCAUUUGUUGAAGAAAGCAGAAAAUGAACCUCAAAAGAUGAUAAGACCGAUUCCAAAUUGUCUCAGGCUUCAUGUUGAAUUUCUUCACCAAUCUUUUAUGAGCAGUGAUCUACCCGCCAGUUAAAUGAUUCUUGAGAAUGAUCGAAUCAAUCCAAUAGCAUACAAAAUCUUGGACCGAAUUGGAGCCAAAGCUUUAUCUUCUCAUUUAAGAAUCUUGGUGGACUAUCUCGUUAAUGAAUUUACAAAUCUCUGUGGGACUCAAAAUGUUACUAAAUAUAUUGAUAAAUUGAAUGAUUUCAUUUGGAAAAGUGCUGUCAUAACUCAGGACAGAUUACUUUUAUAUCUGACUCUGAGAGCUUACGAAGGUAAUGAAGCUCAAGUUUCUUUGUUUAUCAUUCAAAUGUUAUUGCUCAAAACGACUGAUUUUUCCAAUCGAGUUGCUGAUUUUGUCAGAGAAAUGUCUCCAGAACACUGGAAGCAAUCAAAUUGGCACGAAAAGCAUCACGCUCUACACAGAAAAUAUCCAGAAAAAUUUUAUUUCGAAGGGCUCGCAGAUAUAAGUGGUCAAAAUAUGCAACAUUCAUAUCUGCCAACUUAUUUUAGCAAUAUUUGUCUUCGUUUUAUACCUGUUCUUGACUUGAUCAUUCAUCGCUAUCUUGAACUGCCACCAGGAUCACCAAGUCCAUUGAUUGACUCAUUGCUAGAAAAAUAUGGUUGCCUUUAUAAAUUUCAUGAUCGUCCAUUAACCUAUUUGUAUGAAACAUUACACUAUUAUGAGCAUAAAAUGCGAGAAAAACCCGCAAUUUCUUCGUUUAAAGACAUUAAACCAGCGAACUGGGCUGUUACUGAUGCAUACUUGAAUUACAUGAAGCGUCCUGUUGAAGAUUUAGCCUGGAAUCCUGAAUUAGACUAUUAUUUCAAACUGAUUAGUAGAGUGGUUGAUACUUUUCAGGGUAAAUCUCCAUUUCCACAUGUUGAUUGGCGUUUCAAUGAAUUUGCAAAUGCUGGUGUUCAUGCUCUUCAUAUUACAUGCAUUGAACUUAUGGCAUUACCAGUGGCUGCCAAUGUCGUUGCCAAUAAUUUGAUUGAUCUUGUUGUUGUUGGACACAAAUACAUUCCAAGAAAUACUAUCGAGUUCUGGAACAAUGCGAUUGGUGUUGUAUUAACAGCUUUACCAGAAGCAUACUGGUCUGUUAUCAAUGAUCGGAUCAUAAGCAUGAUGGAAAGUCCUCUUUUAACUUAUUCACCUCAUUUUGAACCAUUUCAAAUGAUUAACUUUAUGCUGAGCGAACACGUAAAGCUAUGGAAGUUACUAUCGAGUUGUACUCUUUCCUCGAGACUAUUGAUAAAAAUUGCACUGAGUUACGUUUUAUGGACAUUGGUUUACAUUGAUUUGACACAUUAAAUAUGGAUUGAUUUUAGGGUCUCUGCUUGUAGAAAUAAAAGUGAGAACGACAAUUAACGUGUCAGUUUGAAAUUUGUCAAACCAAUAUAAUACAAUGGCAAUAUAUGGCACAAUCAAAAAAAAAUAAGUUGGUGUAAAUUGGGUAAGGAAUUGAUAUUUUCAUUCAGCAAAGGGGAAAUCA